Molecule: messenger RNA, 1449 nt
Organism: Ogataea haglerorum
Lineage: Eukaryota; Fungi; Ascomycota; Pichiomycetes; Pichiales; Pichiaceae
Exons: 1
Coding region: 1-1449 (482 amino acids)
Source: RefSeq, a predicted model, not a curated record
AUGGCAGAUUUUAGGGCAUCUGUGGGUACCGCAAGAAAGAAGCUCGUUGCAGACACGGCCGCACGACACAACCGUCUGGUAGCACAUCGCGUUCUUGAUCUCGACAUGUUUCGAGCACUGGCAGUGCUUUGUCACCCGCUCCGUGCACCGCGGACACUCCUUGUCGUCCUCGUGGCAGUUGUGGAUCUCUGGCCGGUGUCCGCAUUUCGUGGGCCGCUGGCACUGGUUCAGGCAUACGGGGAGCUUGGUUCCGCACCGCACAGGAGCGGCGACGACGGUCUGGCCGCAAUGGCACACGAGGUCCUCGGACGAGGACUCCAGACAGGGCCGACAGGGGCCCAGAUGGCAGGUCAUCUGGCAGUAGUGUUUGCCGCACGAGAGCAGCUUGCCGCACUCUCGCGUGCACACGUGCACCGCCUCGAUCGUCAUCUGGUCGGCCGCGGUGCGCGCGUCGAUCGUAUUCUUCCUGAUUCCCUUGAGUCUGUUCCGCUCGCGCACAGCAGCCACCGGCUCGUACUCGCAGCAGACUUCCAUGCAUCUGUGGCGACGGCAGCUCAUCAGAGCCUGGCACUUGUGGUUGCACGCGGGAACGUAGCCUUGCUGCGCCAGUUUACAAGCCACCGAGAACUGAGUGUAGUUGCAACGACACUUGGAGUCCACCACCGCGUAGCACGGCGCACACUCUCCUUCGUGGCACGGCCAGUAGCACGUGUGGCCACAGUCCAGCUUCUUGCCGCAAAUCUCGCCGCAGGUCGCCACUGGGUCCAAGCAGGACGUUCUUGGAGAAGCGAGCUGGUCCAGUCUAUGCUUUCCGCAUGGACAGUGGCUCAGCAGGCCUGGCGAACGAGGACACUUGUGGCCGUUGGGCGUCUUCGCAUGACACGGUUCGGUGCACCUGUGGUUCCCGCAGUCCAACAAGUCGUCGCAGACCUCGUCGCACUGGAAACAGCCCGUCCACUGGGCAGCUGCCGUGAGAGAACGCAGGGGAGCACGCUCAUGGCACUUGAGCGAAGCAGUGUGUUUUCCGCAGUAGCACCGGCCGGUGAUGGGUUCUUCGCAGGGACCGCACAGACCGGCGUGGCAGUUCCGGCCGCACCUGUGCAAAUUGCACGGCAUCAGGUCGUCGCAGGGCCGGGAGCACGACCACCCCGUCUUGUAGGGAGUCAACACGCAGGGGAGCUGCCGCUCGGCAGCUCCACAGCUGCACUUCAUCACGGGCCCCAUGGCCGUGCACUUCUUGAUAUGCGGUCCCGGGUGGCAAGGAAGAGAGCAGCCGUGGACGCAGUCGGGCAGCGGCGAGUUGCAGGUCUGGCCACAGGAAUGGGGCUCGAACUCGUUUUCCGGCGGGUUGAGCACCUUGCCACACCAGCACGUGUACUGUUUCGGGAGCUUGAAAUGGGUGUUGUUGCACGAAGGACAUCGCCAGGAACGGUCUUUCGCGGUGGAUGA